Molecule: messenger RNA, 1793 nt
Organism: Dipodomys ordii (Ord's kangaroo rat)
Lineage: Eukaryota; Metazoa; Chordata; Mammalia; Rodentia; Heteromyidae
Gene: Lcp2
Product: lymphocyte cytosolic protein 2 (SH2 domain containing leukocyte protein of 76kDa)
Exons: 19
Coding region: 157-1665 (502 amino acids)
Biological process (GO): cell surface receptor protein tyrosine kinase signaling pathway; intracellular signal transduction
Molecular function (GO): protein binding
Source: RefSeq, a predicted model, not a curated record
UCUGAGAAGAGACCAUAUUUGUGCCUGGAGGAAGCUGCUGCCUCCCGGGCUCUGGCCACCGCAGAGAAGAGGGCGCUCCAGGGGUGCGGGGGCAGGGCACGGGCUCAGGAGCGCGGGGGGCCUCUGCCGGCCACCGAGCCUCCCAGGACGGCCACCAUGGCCCUGAGGAACGUGCCCUUCCGCUCCGAGGUCCUGGCCUGGGACCCCGACAGCCUGGCCGACUAUUUCAGGAAGCUCAACUACAAGGACUGCGAGAAGGCGGUGAAGAAGUACCACAUCGACGGCGCGCGGUUUUUGGUGGCCAGCCAGUCCCCGCUGAAAGGCCCAGACCCUGCGGCUUCUCCCUGGAAGGCCUGGGUGCCCUGGAUCUCGGAGUCCAAGAGCCAGGAGGAGGAGGAUGGCGGCUGGUCGUCUUUCGAAGAUGACUACGAGAGCCCCGACGAGGGCGACGAGGAGGACGGGGACCAGGGCGACUACGAGUCCCCGACGGAGGCGGAGGAGGUGCCUGCCGACGAGGCGGACUACGAGCCCCCACCCUCCCACGACGAGGGGGCCCUGCAGGGCGCCAUCCUGCCCGCCCCGCCCCUGGCCAGCUCGGGCUCCAUGUACAUCGACCGCCCCCCCGCCGGGAAGGCCCCCCAGCAGCCCCCCGCACUGCCCCAGAGGUCGACAGCCGCCCCCCCUCCACCUCCCGCCAGCCGGGGUCACAUGCCCCUCCCCAUGCCCCAGGCCAACCAUGAAGAACCUACCCGGGGACAAAACCACAAGCCGACCAAACUGCCAGCCCCGUCCAUAGACAGGAGCACGAAGCCACCCCUGGACCGCUCGCUGGCCCUGCCGGACAGGGAGACCUUCAUGCCAGGGAAGAAGCCAGCCUUUGCUGACAAGCCCGCGGCCCUGGCAGGAGGAAGGGUGCCCGGGGAGCAUCUGCCCAAGAUUCAGAAGGUGCCGGAGCGAGCCGUGCCCCUGGCCGGGAGGAAGCCGCCAGUGCCCAAGCACGGAUGGGUACCGGAGAGAAGAGAGAAUGAUGAAGAUGACGUACAUAAGAGACCUCUGCCUCAGCCGGCGCCACUCCCACUGAGUUCCAGCACUUUCCACUCAAGGCCCGCCAAGCCAAGUCCCAAGCCCCCGCUCCCUGCGUCCCACAGCCCCGGACCCUUCAACGAAAGCAGCAGCUUCCCGCACAGCGCCUCCCUGCCGUCAUACCUCUCCCAAGGGCUUAGCAACAGACCCCCUCCCCGAGCAGAAGGGAGAAACUUCUCCUUGCCGGUCCCCAGCAAGCCGCAGCCGCUGUCCCCUGGAGCAGAGAAUUCCUUAGAGGAAGAGUGGUACGUUUCUUAUAUCACCCGGCCAGAGGCAGAGGCUGCGCUUAGGAAGAUAAACCAGGACGGCACUUUUCUGGUUAGAGACAGCUCUAGAAAAACAGCCACCAACCCGUACGUGCUCAUGGUGCUUUACAAAGACAAGGUGUACAAUAUCCAGAUCCGCUACCAGGAGGACAGUGGGGCGUACUUGCUGGGAACUGGCCUCCGAGGGAAAGAGGACUUCCUCUCUGUGUCACACAUCAUCGAUUACUUCCGGAAGAUGCCGCUCCUGCUCAUCGAUGGCAAGAACCGAGGCUCCAGAUACCAGUGCACACUGACACACGCUGCGGGGUACCGCUAGCCAGCCAGCCCUGCAGACAAGCUUUCCUCUUGCUCGUGAUUGGACGAACACUUGGGACUGAAAUGACCCUCAACACGUGAACUCAAGAGGUGUCUUAUUUUCCAUUUCCAUAAAAUGUUUGAAGACUG